Molecule: messenger RNA, 5223 nt
Organism: Gopherus evgoodei (Goodes thornscrub tortoise)
Lineage: Eukaryota; Metazoa; Chordata; Testudines; Testudinidae
Gene: SLC16A1
Product: solute carrier family 16 member 1
Exons: 5
Coding region: 164-1675 (503 amino acids)
Biological process (GO): monocarboxylic acid transport; transmembrane transport
Cellular component (GO): membrane
Molecular function (GO): monocarboxylic acid transmembrane transporter activity
Source: RefSeq, a predicted model, not a curated record
CUGCUGCUUGUGGUGAGAGGCAUUCAGUCAAAACAAGGCCAUCAUCAUAUGAAAUGGCGAUGUCCAUCCUGCAACAUGGAGCUCUACCUUCCGCAUGACAUCCUCCCUGCAAUCUGUUAUUUAUCUUUGAAACCCAGCUUAAUUGCCACCAACUUCACUCAAGAUGCCGCCAGCAAUUGGAGGCCCUCAGGGAUACACUCCACCAGAAGGAGGAUGGGGAUGGGCUGUGGUCAUUGGAGCCUUCAUCUCCAUUGGCUUCUCCUAUGCAUUUCCCAAAUCAAUUACUGUGUUUUUCAAAGAGAUCGAAGUCAUCUUCAAUGCAUCGAGCAGCAAAGUCUCCUGGAUCUCCUCCAUCAUGCUGGCUGUUAUGUACGCAGGAGGUCCCAUCAGCAGCGUCCUGGUGAACAAGUAUGGCAGUCGGCCAGUAAUGAUUGCUGGGGGCUGUCUGUCCGGGUGUGGCUUGAUCGCAGCCUCUUUUUGUAACACUGUGGAAGAGCUUUACUUCUGUGUUGGGGUUGUGGGAGGUCUUGGGCUUGCAUUUAAUUUGAACCCAGCCUUGACCAUGAUUGGCAAGUACUUCUAUAAGAAACGUCCAUUGGCCAAUGGAUUAGCUAUGGCAGGUAGCCCUGUAUUCUUGUCUACACUGGCCCCCCUGAACCAGUUUUUCUACGGUAUAUUUGGCUGGAGGGGGAGUUUUUUAAUUCUUGGUGGCCUUUUGCUGAACUGCUGUGUAGCUGGAUCUCUGAUGCGACCUAUAGGCCCCAAGCCAGAUCAGCUGAAGAAAGAGGUCACAAAAGAAGUAUUGCAGGAAGCAGGGAAGCCAGCUAUGAAAGCGGAUGAAGGAGCUGGCGAUGCCAUUGUGGACCUUAUUGCUGGAAAGACGAAGAAGCAGAAGCUCACAGUUUACCAGACGAUUAACAAGUUCUUGGAUUUGUCCCUGUUUACACACAGAGGUUUCUUGCUGUAUCUGUCUGGCAAUGUGAUUAUGUUCUUUGGACUGUUCACUCCCUUAGUCUUCCUCAGCAAUUAUGCCAAGAGUAAACAUUUUGGUAAUGAGCGGGCUGCCUUUCUGCUUUCCAUUCUGGCCUUUGUAGACAUGGUGGCUAGGCCUUCCAUGGGACUGGUGGCAAACACCAAGUGGGUCAGACCGAGGGUCCAAUAUUUCUUUGCUGUCUCUGUGGUGUAUAAUGGAGUGUGCCACCUCCUGGCACCCUUUUCCACCACCUAUGCUGGGUUUUGCGUCUACGCUGGGUUCUUUGGAUUUGCCUUUGGCUGGCUCAGCUCUGUCUUGUUUGAAACAUUGAUGGAUUUGGUUGGCGCUCAGAGGUUCUCCAGUGCAGUCGGGCUGGUGACAAUUGUGGAAUGUUGUCCUGUGCUCCUAGGACCACCUCUCCUAGGUAAACUCAAUGACAUGUAUGGUGACUACAAAUACACAUACUGGUCAUGUGGAAUCAUCUUGAUCGUCUCUGGGAUCUACCUGUUUGUGGGAAUGGGCAUCAACUACCGGCUGCUGGAGAAAGAACAAAAGGCAGAGGACAAGCUGAGAAACGAAGGGAGAGAGGAGGAAACAAAUAUCGAUGAGGCCGAGAAACAAAAAGAGGCAAACAAUGAUGUGGCCAACAUGUCGCAGAAAAACACAGAAGAUGGCAUAAAAGAGGAGGAGAGUCGCAUGUGAGGAACUGAGUUUAAUCCUGGAGGGUUGGAGGAAGUGCUGUUCCUCUAAAACAGUGUCUGGGGAAAAUGCUGUGCUGGUAGUAAGCCGUCAUCAGAAGUGUAUAAACCAGGUGUUCAUUUUUAAACAAAGCUCUCUGUUUGUUUUUCCAUCUGCAUUCAACAGCGGUAACAGCUACAUGUACCAUACCCUCUUACUUGGGUGGGAAACUCUUUUAUAUUCUUGCUUUUUUUAACAGUAACGUGAAUGUACUAAUAGGUGCCUUAAAGUUUCCACCUCUAGACUACUCUGGAAGAGCCUUAAUGCGACUCUGUAAACCAUGUUUCAGUUAGUUUUGUGAUCUACUUAGGGUGUCUGUUUUUUAAAGCCAUAAAAAAGGAUACUGGAUAUUUUGAGGCUCAACUGGCUUCAAUGCUGAGUCUAAAAUGAAUACUGCUUCACAUACUUCUUAACUGCCAGACUCUUAGUGGAAGUUGGGAUAUUUUGGGGGUGGGUUAGUGGGAGGGGUGGUCUUAAAAUAAAACAAGACAAAAUCCAAAAUCCUUUGGAUGCCAAACACCACCUGGCUCUAUUUGUAAGCUUUUCUAGCACCUCUUGAAAACAUUUUUAUCUACUGUAGUUUUUUAAACAUCCCCCUUUAGUUAAAUUUUGAUGGAACACUUGGGUUCGAGUUGAUGACUGAAAUUAAUAACUAUCUUCGCUCCACUUCUUUUGGGGUGGAGCCUCAUUUUAUUGUGAUCAUCCCAUUUUCAUAAAUGAUACUUGCUGAUGCAGGAAGGUUUCAGGUUCAGAUCAUCCCACUUUUCCUAGGCAAAGAAAUUUCCAAACUCUCUUUGUGAUGCCUCUCUUUAAAGUAACACUAUGAAACCAAAUGGAACCUGCUUUAGUUAUAACUAAAAGAAUCAAUGCUGGGAUGUAUCGAGUCUGUGCAUCCGUCUUUCCAAUCCUAUCACUGAGAGUAGCUUUGGAAUUGGAAGUCUUCCGCUGCUGCUUCAUUUAGGAAAUCCACAUCUCUACCAGUGUGGGCCAGUACUACUGUGUCCCUUCCUCUUCCCCUAGCGCUGACCCUGAGCUUCCUAAGAGGUGGCGUUUCUGUCCUGAGUCUUCCUUCAGACUGUGCACCCCCUCAGUAAAAUCAAUCAUUCUACUCUUCACGGAGCUCUGUUCCAAACAAGACGUUGCAAAAGGCUUGCUGGCCUUCUAGGAUGGAUCCCACUCCUUCUGAAGUCAACAGCAGAACUUCCAAAUGCUUCAGUGGGAGUAGAGUUGGCUUUUAGCAAGGAGGUGUCAGUUCUGUUACAUAUUCUCAGAGCCUCUCCUGUGUUCAGAGCAUGGCUGACUCCCUUACCGGUAUGGAUCUGGUCUUGAGUAUGUGGCAUAUUGUCCUGUACUCUGAGGCCUAAUAUUUUGCACACUAAAUGGGGCCAGAUACAGUCAUAAUCUUAUACGCCCAUGAGAUAAAAUAGCUAAAGCUGCAUAACUGCCCCUUAAAAAAACUCUACUUGCUCCUGUUUAAGUGAGAAUUUAAAGCAAUUUCUAACUACUCAGAUCAAAGAUUCUUAAGGGGGAAGGGGAAGAUGUCUUCUGUUUGUACAUAUUUAUUUUUUUUAGCACUGGUAAAUACCACAGCUUGCGUGAAGAGGGUUAAGCAGAUGGCCCGUGACCCGUAGGCUCCUGGUGCUUGUGUUUUAGUGGAUGUUAAACAGAUAUCCUGUAAGACUGAGGUUUUGGGGUUUUUUCUAAUAAACUUUUGUAUAAUUCACCCACCAAAUGUUGAUAUUUUUUCUUAUUUCCUAGUCAAAUAUUUUAGUAUAAUGUUUCACAGCCACAUUCUAGAGAUGUACCAGUUGGUGUGUAUUUGGUAGGUUUUUAGGGGGAGAAGCAUGUGGGAUAUUUGAAGUUACAGAUUCUUCAGGUUGGCCUCUAAGAGGUGGUGAUGUAAUGCAGUUCACCUAAUCCAUGCGCACUGGAAGGCUGUGGUAAGAGAAUAAGCAACAAAAAUAGAACUUCCGCCUUCAAAGGGAAGGACUGAAGAAGUGUUUUUGUUCGUCGUGUGGUUGGUACAGUAAGUGAACUGCAUUUCUUGCUCAAAUCUCUUUAAAAUGACAAGUUAACUUUAAACUCUUACCAGUGUGAGACAAAACUUCUUAAUUUCACAGAGAAGCAUGUUGGGGAUCAUCUGAGCUGCAUUUCUUGUGAGAUUAAGUCAAAGUAGAACAAAAACAAAGACUUGUAGUUCUCUGUAUGUCUGGAGAAUACAACACAGCCUGAUGCAAACUUAGUUUAAAACUUAGACCCACAAAGCUCAUUGGAAAGUAAAAACACUAAAGGGAUUGUUCCAUUCCAGAUACUGACUGCUGUAGCUCCAGUGAGGGCUGAGCGUGUUCACACAUCUUAUACUUUUUUUUUUUAAGAGGUUUACUCAGCUGCAGAAAGGUUUUUGUAUGUGGGUAGAUUGUAGCCCCAGAUGGUCAGCGACUCUGCAUGCAGUGAUGCCACUGCCUUACUUGGUUUUAGAGGAGAUUUUUAGGGCUUGUCUACACUUACUAGGGGAUCGAUGAGCACGUGGUUGAUUUUAGCAGGUGUAGUGAAGAUCAUCUAAAUCAACUGCAGAUCGCUCUCCCAUCAACUCCUGUACUCCACUGGAUCGAGAAGAGUAGGGGGAGUUGAUGGGAGAGUGUCUCCCAUUGACAUAGCCUAGUCUGGACCCAGCGAUAAAUAGAUCUAAGCUAUGUUGACUUGAGUUACGCAAUUUGAAUGACAUGAAUAGCAUAGCUUAGAUCAACUUUUCCCUGUAGUGUAGACAAGGCCUUAGAAGCUGUUCAUGUUGUCUUGGCUUUUAAAAAUAUAUAAUUUGUUUUAAGAAAAAGCCUAAGUAUCUGAAUUUCUUAACAAAAACCCUGAAUGUUAAAUCAGCUGAAGGAUAGGGGGUUUUGAUGAAACAAAACCUCAUCUGGUUCCAUAAACUAUCCUGGGAAAUCUUCCAUAGUUCUAUUAAAGCUUCCUCUCUCCAUUGUCCUCCUAGGUAUUUUACCUGGUCAAUUUUCAUAUUCCAGAAACUUUUUAAACUAUAACUUUGCUGAAGAACUGAGUUUGCACAACAUAAGAUGCCAGACAAACAGUAGUGAGGGUAGUUCAUACAGAUCUAGGGCUAGAAGGUAUAAAGUUGAAACUAAUUUUUUUGAGACUUUUUACAUUUUGUACAACAUACAGCAGGUGGCCUUAGUUUUGUCACUUGGAGCCCCAGACAGUAUUACAUAAUGAACUGUGAUGUCCUCUGCCCUGUUUCCUUGGCUGCUGAUUUAGUGAGUUUGUUUGUUUGUUUUUGUUUUUUUUUAAUUGCAGUCUAUUCUAAACCUACAAAAGGAACAGGUCAGGGUGUUUUCAUACUCUAGAAUAACAUUUUAAAGCCAAUAGAGUAUUUUGUAUAAACAGAUUUUAUUGUACUGUAUUGAGCUGUGACCUUGUAAAACCAAGAUAUUGUGUAUGUUUAUAAAUUCCAUAUGUCUGUCAUAGUUCACACUGCAAUAAACUAACCUUAAAGAGCUGAA